CGGGAGCAGGUCUCCCUCAUCAGCACCUCCUUCGUUCUCAAAGGGGACGCGUCUCACAACCAGGCGAUGGUGCACUGGACGGGCGAGAACAGCAGCGUGAUCCUGAUCCUUACCAAGUAUUAUCAUACAGACAUGGGUAAAGUGCUGGAGAGCUCUUUGUGGAGGUCCUCAGAUUUUGGGACGUUAUACACAAAGUUGAAUCUACAGCCUGGGAUUGCCACUGUUAUUGACAAUUUCUACAUUUGUCCCACCAACAAAAAGAAGAUAAUUCUUGUAAGUUCUUCUCAUAAUGACCGAGACCAAAGUCUUUUCAUAAGCACGGAUGAAGGAGCCACUUUCCAGAAACAACCCAUUGCUUUCUUUGUGGAUACUCUCCUUUUUCACCCAAAAGAAGAAGAUAAAGUACUUGCUUACACCAAGGAAGGCAAGGUUUACGUAUCCAUUGACUUGGGCAAAAAAUGGAUCCUUCUGCAGGAACGAGUUUCAAAAGAUCAUAUUUUUUGGGCCGUUGCUGGAGUUGACGGAGACCCUGAUUUAGUUCAUAUGGAAAUCCAGGACCCCAGUGGAGGUUAUCGCUACAUCACUUGCCAGAUUCAAAAUUGCUCUGAUAAGAUAAUGACAAUCCAGUUUGCUGGUGGCACUGAUCGGGAUUCCCUGACUGUGCAGGAUGACUACAUAUUUCUUCAGACAACGUCAGCCAAUCGGACCAAGUACUACGUGUCGUACCGUCGCACUGGCUUCGUACAGAUGAAGCUGCCGAAAUACGCGUUGCCGAAAGAUUUACAGAUUAUCAGUACAGAUGAAAACCAGGUGUUUGUGGCUGUUCAGGAGUGGUACCAGACAGACACAUACAACCUGUACCAGUCAGACCCCCAGGGCAUUUACUACUCUCUCCUGCUGGAGAAUGUCCGGAGCACAAAGCAGCCGGAAGAGAAUGUCCUGAUAGAUAUUCUGGAGGUCAGAGGUGUAAAAGGAGUCUUUUUGGCCAACCAGAAAAUUGAUGGGAAAGUUACAACUCUAAUAACCUACAACAAAGGCCGUGAUUGGGAUUUUCUAAACCCUCCAGACAUUGAUAUGAAUGGUAAACCUACAAACUGCAAACCUCCUGAAUGCUACCUUCACCUCCAUCUCCGCUGGGCAGACAAUCCCUAUGUAUCAGGAACAGUCCAUACGAAGGACACUGCACCAGGACUCAUAAUGGGAGCAGGUAACCUGGGGUCUCAGCUGGUGGAGUAUAAAGAAGAGAUGUACAUAACAUCUGACUGUGGGAACACGUGGCGUCAGGUCUUUGAAGAAGAGCAUCACAUCUUGUACCUGGACCAUGGUGGAGUUAUUGUGGCCAUCAAAGACACGUCUAUCCCUCUGAAAAUACUCAAGUUCAGCAUAGAUGAGGGCCAGACUUGGAGUACACAUAAUUUUACCAGUACUUCAGUCUUUGUAGAUGGAUUACUCAGUGAACCUGGAGAUGAGACACUCGUCAUGACAGUCUUUGGCCAUAUUAGCUACCGUUCAGACUGGGAACUGGUGAAGGUGGACUUCAGACCAUCCUUCACCAGGGAGUGCACUGAUGAUGACUAUGAAUCUUGGGAGCUCACAAAUCUACAGGGGGAUCGUUGCAUUAUGGGCCAGCAGAGGAGCUUUCGGAAGAGGAAGAUUUCGUCGUGGUGCAUUAAAGGGAGAAGUUUCACAUCAGCUCUCACAUCCAAAGUUUGUGAGUGUGUGAACUCUGAUUUCUUAUGUGACUAUGGGUUUGAACGCUCUGCACCUCUGAAGUCUGAGUCUAGCAAAUGCUUUGCUGACUUCUGGUUUAACCCCGAAGCACCUCCUGAGGACUGCAUGCUGGGGCAGGCAUACACCAGCAGCACUGGGUACAGGAAAGUUGUUUCUAAUGUUUGUGAAGGUGGUGUAGACCUGCAGCAGAACAUAGCACAGCAUAUGUGUCCAUUGAUUGCUCCCAAGGGACUUCAGAUCAACAUCAGAGAAGAAAGCCUGGCUGUUAAGCCUGGGGAAGACAUCACUUUCAUUGUCAGACAAGAGCAGGGUGAUUUAUUGAAUACCAAAUACCAGGUUGAUCUUGGAGAUGGCUUUAAAGCGAUAUAUGUGAACCUUACGAUGACCGGAGAACCCAUCCGUCACCGCUAUGAGAAUCCUGGGAUUUACCGUGUCUCAGUGAAGGCUGAGAAUGUGGCUGGGCAUGAUGAGGCAGUGGUGUUCGUCCAAGUCAACUCUCCACUGCAGGCUUUAAAUUUAGAAGUGGUUCCAGUUGUUGGGAGAAACCAGGAGGUGAAUCUGACAGCCAUCAUACUGCCUAAGAACCCUAAUUUGACAGUCUUCUACUGGUGGAUAGGAAAUAAUCUUCAGCCACUUCUUACAUUGGACAACUUUCUGGUGACAAAGUUUACUGAGACAGGUCAUGUCAGAGUUACAGUGCAGGCUUCCUGUGGGAGCUCCAUGCUUCAGGACUCAAAAGUUGUCCACGUUUUUGAUCAUUUUCAUGUUCUUCCUCUGAAGUUUACUAAGCACCUGGACAUGUACAACCCUGACAUACCGGAGUGGAGGGAAGACGUAGGGCGGGUAGUAACACGACUUCUCGCCAAGGAAACAAAUAUAUCUGAAGAAACACUCAUGACAGUUGUGAAACCUGGUCUGCCCACAACUGCUGACUUGCAUGUGCUACUACCAGCAAACCAACCAAAACGGAAAAGAAGCUUAUCUAGUGAUAAGAGAAUAGCAACUAUAAAACAAGCCUUGAAUGCACACAACAUCAGUUUCUUUCUGAGGGGAGGAUACUGGGUCUUGGUGACUUUAGCUGACUCCAGUUCAGACUCUCAGAGGAUUGGAGGAGGCAGUGGCUACUGGGCUAUUGUGGUUCUCUUUGUUAUCUGUCUAGUUGCAGUUGGGGCUUUCAUCCUCUACAAGUUCAAAAGGAAACUGCCAGGCAGAAAUGUGUAUGCCCAGAUGCACAACGAGAAAGAGCAGGAGAUGACAAGCCCUGUAAAUCAUAGUGAGGACACCCAGAACAUCAUCCAGGGUGAGGAGUUUAUUGAUGAUGAUCUGGACUCUCAAACACUAGGUAACGCAAGAGUGACUCCUUCUGGGAGAAGUGGCAACUUGAACAGCUACAGAGUACCCUUAUUGCUGAUGCCGGUCAGUGUCCAGUCCCAGGCAAUCACUCAGGCGUGGUUUUGAGCAUCAACUCCAGAGAGAUGCACAGUUACCUGGUUAGCUGAUAUUUACCGCUGAACACAAAAACCGAAAGACUCUUCUCUGUAUCGUUUUAUUUUUCCCUGGUGAUGUUAAAAAAAUGCAAAUAUGACUGUAAAUGCUGGUGGAGAGGAGGUUUGUUAUCAGUCCUGUGGAAAAAAGGGUCCAUCAUCAGUUACCAAGGGAGAAGGAUAAUACAUCUUGCAUUCACUCCAUGGCCUGGGAACUCAUUACGAUUGAAACUCAAACUAUGGUAGCAAAUUUGUAGCCCUAGGCACCUUCAAUGCCACCUUAUUUCUUUUCUGUAUAUGCUCUAGUCCUUUAUGUUUAUUUUUAGAAAAAUUGACUGUAACUUUUCAAUUAUAUUUUUAAUUGAGGUAUUCAGCAGAAGGCUGGCACUUUUCAGCCUAAAAAGGUGAUUUUUACACAAGCAACUAAACCAGAACAGAUGAUUGGUUGAUCAUGAUGACUUUUUUUUUUUUAGGAGGCCAAGUGUUUCUGUACUGGGGGAGGACUGAGUGAGGAGUCAAAUGCACUCCUACUCGUUAAACCAAGCUCUUAAACAUGUGUGAGACAAUCUAAUUAAUUUAGGCUUAGGCCCUUCUGUGCAUUAAAGGAAGUACAGUGUUAAUUAAAGAUAUCUCAUAAUAUAGGAUAAUACUCUUCUAACUGUAGCAAGUCCUGACAAACCAUCAGCACCCAUAUCUCCCCAAUCCUACCCUGUGUAAAAGAAAAACACCAGCUUGAUGCUGUUUCCAGACCAGGUGCCUUCACUUGCGGAUGGUCAUUUCCGUUGCCCUCUUCUUGUAUCCUCAGCAAGCUCCUCUAGGACGACGGCAGCUGCCAGAUGAGUUAUCUUGUAAAACCCCAUGCUGGUGGCCUGUCUCUUUUUAAAUUUACAGAGAGUGUAAAUACCUCUUUUAAGUCACUUUCUUUGUAUGGUUAUUUUUUUAAAAACUUCCUCUCAAGACAGAGGUUCCAGGUAGGUCAGAGCUCUCCUCAGGCAUGGCUGGGUAGUGCUCUGUCAUCCCCUUCCCACUCUCAUCCUCCUUUGGGAUUUUUGUUGGCUGUUUGCCCUUGCAGGCAGGGGUGGGCAAAAUCUUACCUGACCUUUUCCACUCGGGUUGGUUUGACAAUCCAGAGAGGCAUGAGGAGGAUGGGCAAUGAUUUAGGGGUUCAUAUUUCCUUGCUGUCACCACAGGGUGUCACUCAGUCCCUAGCACCGCUGGCCCCUAUUUCUGUGGGGAGGGUGGUGGGCCUUCUGAAGGAGCUGCCUGGGGAAGGCUUGUGAGUCAGGUCAGAGUUUCCUAAUCCCAGUUCAGUGAGUUGGGCCAGAAUUUCCUCAUCCUGACCUGUGCCUCCCUGGGGAAUGAAGUGCAGUGAAUCCACACCCUGCUGAUCAUUAACCUGUGGUUUACAGAGCUAUGUAGGAGGUGGACUGCAGUGGGAUGAGUUUAAACAUCUGACAUCCUAUGUGUCACAGCUGCCUGGGAUUAGGAUGCUUCUCUCAGAAACCUGUAUAAUAUCUUCACUUUUUGCCUUUGAUAGAGAAUAAAUAGCUCUUUACUCACUGAAUGUCAUACCGAUGUUAGUGGCAAACUUGCACACCACCUUGCUUAAGGAGGAUACAGAUAGUUAACUACAUCUUUCUGAAUAAACAAAUGGAAAAUAAUGAAUGCUGGUAAAACAGAAAAGAACUGUCUUAAAAUUAUCAUAUGCAUUCCAUGUAGCCAUGGAUAUCCUAAAGCAUAUUGUCAUGAAAUGCAAUGGGCUGGGAUGUAAUAAUUCAGCGUAGUACUGUAGGCUCUCACAAAUCCCACAAGAUGUAUAUGUAAAGCACAAGAAAAUCUAGAUUAUAAACCUACUGCAAUGAACUAGGUGGAAAAGCUUAACUCAAGAUUCUGAAAAGUGCUUGCUUUGCUCAGGAAAAUAUAUUUUUUAAUUGUUCUAAAUUUUCUGCCUAUAUAGUUAUAGUGCCAUGCAAAUCGAGUUACAGAGAAGCACUGCUCUAGCUGACUGUCGUAUGCCAAACUGUGCAGAAAUCCAAGGUGUCAGAUGUAUCUGAGCCUGGGUUUCUUGCAGAGAAAUGCAAAUUAUAAACAUGCGGUGCAUUGGAAACUCUUGGGAUAGUUACACCGGAGGCUUUCCCUUCUCACCAGCUCUUUAUGCUUUUUCUAGUGGAAAUGAGCUGGAACAGAGAAUAAAAUGGUACUACAAACAGCUUACUUAUUCCUGUGAAAUAAAUCUGAAGUGGGUUAUUUGUAUAGGGCAGGUGAGUGGCAGAUUAGCCUCAUAGACAAGGGAUGGGAUGGAAGUUCUAGCUUGGGGUUGUUCUCCCAUGGUUUAUCUGCUUGGCAAAGGACACUGUCGGAACUAAGUCACACACCUACUUUAUGCUUUAACAGCUACUUUUAUACAUUUAAUACAGGUUGAUUUGUGUCUCUGAUCCCAGGAGUCUUUUGGAACACAGUAGAAUAUUUAACUGCUUGGUACUCUAAUUAACACUUAGCACAAUAUAGUGCCUGUAAUAAUGUUUUUCAAUGCUUACUAAUUUGAUUCACGCAACACUCCUGUGAGGUUGGUUUGUCAUGUCUUAAAAACACUGUUUUCUAAAGAUAUGUCAGUAUUGCCAUAACUGUAUCAAUAAUAUCCAGCAGAUAAUAAAGGCAGCCUUUCACACCCUGGCAAGAAUAACUUUAAAAUCAAUUAUUUAAACCUGAGAAAAAUACUAUUUCCACUUUCCCAUUCAUAGUGUCUUGGUUUAUCUUUAAAUGAAGUACUAGCUUUUGAAUCUCUUGAACUAUGUCCAUGAUAUCUUAGCAUUUUAUCUUUUUUUUAUAUCUAAAAUCUUGAUACAUGCAUAUACAGAAGCACAGAGUUCUUUCUAUGAUCACACAUGCAUGCACACACAUGCAGCAUUUGUACAUAUUCCAGUUAAAUUUGUCAGUGAGGAAGGGUGAUUUGAUGGCUAAGAAACAGAAGAUGGCUGUCAGGCACUCAGAAUUUGGGCAAGUUACUUAACCUCUAUGUGCCUCAGUUUCCCCACCUGUAAAAUGGGCUGAUAUUAAUUACCUACCUCACAGGGGUAUUGUGAGGCUUAACUAAUUACUGUUUGUUCUGGGUCUUCAACAUGGAAGAAUGUUGUGGGCAUAAAAUAUUAAUAGUUUUGCUUUCUUUGUUUUACUUGUAAUUCUUGCUGUUACUAAGAGUAGAAUACUGAAACCAGCUGCAAUUGGUAUAAAUGUAAAAAAAAAAGUGUAAUCUGCAAAAGGUACAUUACUGAUUAAAAAAAAAAAAAGUAAUUUGAUUUAAAAACUGUUACUGGAACAUACCUUGCAUGGUGGCAUUGCAACAAUGACUGUGAUUUUGCUAAGUUGCACAUUAGUAUCUUAAACAUAUUUUUCUGUGGUGUUAUUUGGUCAAAAGCCUUAGAAUAAUGGGUAAAGUGAUACUUACCAACACUGAUACUGAACUAUAAUGAAACCAGUAAUAACUGGUGGUGUACUGGCCUUAUUUAUGUCUUUUGGCCUUCCUAAACUCUUAUGGUUUUGUGACUUUAAAAACACACUGUACUUUUCAGAGCACUCCAAGGAGUCCUGAUUUGAAGCAUUCUAGCAGACCCAUCAAGAUUUACAGCGGUUAUCUUUGCUUUCACAUUUGACACUGAAUGUGUCAAAUGGUCCAUCUGUAAAGUGCUCAGAAAUACUCAGAAAACAUGUAGGGAAAAUCCACACACAGUGUAAAUUAGUUUCUCAAAAAUAAAAGCAAUAUAAAUCUAUGAAUUAUUUUAUAUGUUGUAGAAGAGGGUGGUGGAAAUGACUGUGAAGAAAUAGAAAGUGCCAGCACGAGGCAAGAUGCUGUUAUCUGCAACUCACAUCCAAUUUCUCUGCACUGUGUUAGGAUAUCCUCAUUGAAUUACAGCUUUCUUGUUGAGUUUUCUGCUUUCAGUGACCAGUCUAAAGCAGAGCAAAGUGUUUACUCAUAUCAAGUAGCUGAAUUGUUAAAUUACUGUCCUCUGGACAGACAGAGACUAAUCAGUGCUUUGCAGUUAGUAUUUCCUAGGACAAAGCAGAUUUCAUCUGACAUGAUUAUGAUGGUUAGCUGUGUUUUAGGUCGCUGAGACAUCCCUUUAGCAGGAGUACUCCCCUACUGCAUUCUGUCUCUUUCAUAGAGGUCAGGAGAAUGGAACUGCAGUGGUUUCCAUCCUCCUUACAUGAAUACAUGCUCAAAGAAAUGGGGGUGGGGAGGUGGGUUAAUAGUUAAUUGGGUUAAUGAAUUUGAAAAUGGAGUAAUUUUAAGUAAUUGAAUACAUGCACUCGUUUGCAGUAACUUUUGAUGAUGAACUGGUGGUUCUGAUAUUCUUUGAAUUUCUGGUGUUACUUCAAGUUGAAUACAAUGUUGUUAAUAGAAUCAAUGACAAUUUCAGUCCUAGAUUUUUCCUAUGUUUCCUAAAAAUCAAUGUUUUGUAAUUUUUUAUUAAUGAGGCUUUGAGGGGCAAAGAGGGACUAGCAUUUUUAUUUCUUUGCACAAUCCCUGACAGCUGGAGUUGUUAUUGUGUAUCGAUUGAUGCCACUGUAUUGUUUCCACCUUCAUUUUUGUUUCAGUUUUAUAUGAAAGGAAGUGGAUAUUUCUCUCAAAGUACUGACUUUCUGCUAGGAAGACAUUUAUAAGUAUUGAGCUUUAUAAAUAUUAAGAUGCAAAAUUUUGUUGUGUCUUCUAAGUCCAUCAAAAAUCUGCUUCCUGUCUCCUUUUCUUUGUUCUACUCCUAGUCGCACAUUACCUCUACAGCUGUCUUUUUGAGACUGGCAUACAGCCUCAUCUUUAGUCUGAGACAGUCUUUCUAAAACUGCCAUUAGAAUAGCAUUUAAUUGCCUCAAAAUAGUUACAGGAUCUGCUCAGACCAUUUUCCUAAGGUUAAGUCUAUAUUUUCAUGUUCCUUAUUUCCAUUCAGAAUUUCAGUAUCAGCCCUCUUGGUGCCAUUUAAAUGCAUGUAUUUUUUUCCUGUAAUGGAUAUAUAUGUAAUGGGGUUUUUUUACUUAUUUUCAGACUAUGAUCAUCAAAGUGAAAAAUUUUGAAAUAACUUGGACCCCCAGUUAGCUUUUGCAAUUAAAAGCCUGGCCCUGCAGUCUUUGUGAAGUGUCACGCUGUGCACUUUUAAUUUGUUAAUGUUUCAUAAUUCAGACCUUUUACCCAAUUGAUCAUCUCAGUAGCUUUUCUUCCCAUUUGUUUUGUAACUCAAGCUGGAAGGAGUGCAGAAGGGUUCCUCAGUGUUGAAAUGGCCUAGAACAGCUCGCUUCCCAAACCUGAAUGGGAAUGUUGUGUGAAUAAGGUUUUUAUUUUUCUUUUCAAGUACAUUGCAUAGAGCAGAGAGCAUUAUAUAUCCCAUCAGGCAAUAAGGACCUGUUAUGAUAUUUCAAGAUGGUGUGAAGACUAGACAAUGGAUUCCUCUUAAAAAUUUCUUUCUUCCCCUGAAAUUGAAACAUACAGCAAGUUAGUUUCAUGAUCUUUAAUAUGUGAGAUCUCAUAUUUGUGGAGCCAUAUAUGACUGAAUGAAGGAUUUUCAUUCUUUUCAUAGAAUCAUAGAAUCCUAGGGGUUGGAAGGGACCUCGAAAGAUCAUCUAGUCCAACCCCCCCUGCCACAUCUCUUUCUUUUCCGUAUGUGAAACUUCUCUGAAUUAGUAUUUUCAGCUAGUUUAUGUCUGGUAGCUGAGAUGAUCUUCCAGAAGACAGUAUCUGAGAUAGGAAAUACUCGAAGGCUUAGAAAUACAUAUUCUGAAGUGGAACAAUAUAGCUAUGUGAUCAGUGCUAGGCUUUGACUAUGCUCGACAAAACAAAAUCUUUACAAAAGAGCUGUUAUGGUCUGUAUUAAAAUACUUCUUUAAAUAGUAUCUGUAAAAAUACAUGUUCUUAAUUAUGUACUCUCUGUCUCUCCUUCCAGAUUGAUUUUCUUUUAGGGGUGACAUUUACUAGCCCUGAAAAAAAGUGGAUUCUUUCCCUUACACAAGUAAUUCUGUUGAAAAUUACUUCCAUGCAGCAACUUAAAGCAUUACAUAAACUUGAGCUUUAUUGAUCAGACUUGAUUUCUGGGUUUCUAUAGAAUUUGCAUCCUUACACUAAUUUGUUGCAAUACAGUGGAUGUGAAGCCUUAUUGGGCAGGGAUAAUACAUGCAGCAGUACAUGGUGCUACUUAAAUAAUAUGCCUUUGUUGCACGUAUGUCUAGUGGUAUAAUGAGUCUAUUAAUCACUAGGAAGGCCAGGCAUUCCAAAUAUCUUUCUUAGCAUGUCAUAGAUUUUAUGUUAUUUGUUGCUAAUUUUAGCCAGCUUUUGAUACUUGUAUUUGGUUCCUACUAACAGUGCCUGCUCUUGGAGAUCAGAGAGCAAGAACUGGCUUAUUCUGUUUUCCAAAAUAUUCAUUCACAGCAUUUGCUUAUUACUUAAAACCGUUUAAAAAGGAAAUCUUGAAAGAGUGAAAGAGAUGCUUUUUAAUGGGAACAGCUCACGUAGGAAAACAGCAGACUUGAAUCCACAUGGUUUUGGAGACAUUCUUUUUAUGAAUUAUGAACAGGCAGGACUAUGCAGAAGGGGAAGUGUACAUCCCAAACAUCAGUAACAUGCACAUAGGCAGUUUGCAAAUGAUAAAAGUAGUCUAAAGGAGAAUAUUUUAAUGCACUACUUCUAUGUCACAGAUUCAUAGACGGGCAUUUAAGUGGUUAAGAUUACAGAAAUCCAUCACAAACGUGGGAAGAUGCCCAAUUCACUAGCUCCAUUAGCAUGUAAAUAAAUUCCUCUUUUGGGGUUAAUUUUUUGAGAUGCUGAACUCUCCAGAGAAGUGACCUGCAUUGUUUAAUGUUUCUAGCUUUUUGCUAAGUGACUUGGUGACACUUUAUUAAAAAAAAAAAAAAAGUCUGAAUUUCCACUCCCUUCUGUUUCCCUUUCUUCACUUCUUUCCCCUUCCUCUUUUUAUCCUUUUCUUUCUCAGUAUUGCUGCUGUUUCUUGCUCUUUCUUUCCUGUCUCCUGCUCCUGAUGACAUCUCUCUACAGUCUGCCUUUUUCUUCCUUGAUUUUUGUUUCGCUUUAUGUUCUGUUUCUACAUGUGUUUUUAUGUGUCUAUGCACCUACUGUGUCCUGAGUAGGAACAAGAAUCAUGGUCCCUUCCCCAUCCCUAUCUCUCCUCUGAGCCCUGCUUGUACUAUCUGGGUUUGUGUUGUGUGCUUUGUCUUUCUGCAGUCCAUCCUUCCCAGUUCUUUCCCACUUUAAGGUUUUUUAAUUGUUUCACUGUUAAUUUUGGCUCUUAGUUUCUUGGAAUCUUUCUGGAACUCUUCCUUUUUGCCUUUCUAGGAUGUGUCUCAGCUGCCUCUCCCAAAGAGCACAUACUUCUUGUCUGAGAUGUGGAUGAGUGUUGUACUCCCUGGAAGAAUAAUAAGCGUUGGUCUCUCUAAUCCACGUAUAUAUUGGCCUUGUUGUCUCUCCAUAGUGGAAGAUCAUAUUGAUUGACUGACAGCUAUACCCGUUAUCUCCCAAAUUGCAUCUCCUGCAUCAUUUUGGGUGUUGGGGAUGAGACAUGGUGUUUGCUUGAGUUUCCCGGGGCACAGCAAGGGCUCGUUUGCUUUGGCAGCCCUUCAAGCUGGCAGGUACAGAGUUGCAGCAAGGUUGGGCAGAGAUGCUUUGCCCCAGACUGUUGGGCUGCCUUUGUGUUUCCAUAUGGGAAAUACUGAGGACCAAGUUACUUUUAGAUAAAAUGUUACAACUGGCAGCUAAAGAAUUGGCAAGGUAACAAGGGUCCACUACUAAUAGA
This is a messenger RNA of Apus apus (common swift), 10999 nucleotides long. It is a transcript of the gene SORCS2, whose product is annotated as sortilin related VPS10 domain containing receptor 2. The coding region runs from base 67 to 3189 and encodes 1040 amino acids. The record is from RefSeq and is a predicted model, not a curated record. Gene Ontology annotation, molecular function: protein binding. The transcript has 28 exons. Gene Ontology annotation, cellular component: membrane. NCBI's taxonomy places the organism in Eukaryota, Metazoa, Chordata, Aves, Apodiformes, Apodidae.